ACGGGCCGGCCGGGCAGGGCCGUACUUCGGCCACGGCCUCGAUCCAGAACGAUUUGGGACAGCGAUCCGCGCGGUGCCAUAAGAUGUCUAUUGCAGCGGCCUUUAAGGAUCACGAAAUCUUCGUAACCGGCGCCUCGGGUUUCGUUGGAAAGGCCCUCAUCGAGAAGCUGUUGCGAUCAUGCCCCAGCCUGAAGAGAAUCUACCUUCUGAUGCGUCCCAAGAAGGGGCACAGCAUUGAGGAGCGCCUGCAGCUGCAGGGGGAGACAAAGUUGUAUGACCGCCUGCGCAGGGAGCAGCCGGAUGCGUGGUCCAAGCUUGUGCCCAUUGCCGGCGACGUCGAACAGCUGGGCCUGGGCAUUAGUGCGGCGGAUCUGGAACGGCUGCGCAAUGUGACCAUUGUCUAUCACUCGGCGGCCAGUGUACGCUUCGACGAUCCGCUGCGUUCUGCCAUCCUAAUGAACACCCGGGGCACCCAUGAGCUGGUCAAACUGGCCCUGGCCUGGAAGAAGUUGCGUGCCUUUGUCCACGUGUCCACCACGUACUCGAAUCCGAGCGUGCUGGAGGUGGAGGAGCGCAUCUAUCCGCCGCUCGCCGAUUGGCGCACCACCAUCAAGCUGGCGGAGACCUACGACGAGGAGACCCUCGACAUAUUCAACCUCAAAUAUGGCAACUUUCAGCCCAAUUCGUACACCUUCACGAAGAGUCUGGCCGAGCACGUGGUGAACGAGUACAAGGAUCAGCUGCCCAUCUUUGUAUUCAGGCCAUCUAUCGUGGUGUCCACCAUUGAGGAGCCUGUGCCUGGUUGGGCGGAUAACUUUAACGGCCCCACCGGCCUGCUGGUUGCCUGCGGCGUGGGCAUCCUGCGCUCCCAGAACUGCGAUCCCAACAUCGUUUCCGAUUUCGUGCCCGCCGAUGUGGUGGCACGCGGCCUGAUCCUGGCCGCGUACAAGUUCCUGGUCGAGCCGGAGGCAAGGGCCAAGGACAAGCCGCUCUAUGUGGUCAACUGUGCCACGGCCAAUAUCUCGACCAUCACCAUGGGCGAGGUCAUCGAGAUUGGCAAGACCUACAUCCGUGAGAAUCCCUUCGAGAAGACGCUCUGGCUGCCCGGCGGCAGCAUGACCUUGUGUCCGGUUCUGCAUUUCGUACGGUUCUGCACCAUGCACCUGCUGAUGGCUGUUGUGGUGGACACUCUGCUGCGGCUGUACAACGAGAAGCCUUUCCUCAUGAAGCUGCAGCGACGCAUUUUUGCUGCCUUCAGUGCGCUGCAGGUGUUUGCCGCCACGGAGUGGCACUUUCAGAAUCAGAAUUUUCGUGCCCUGCACAAUCUGGUGCCUGAGAAGGAAAUUGAUUGUUUUGGAUUUAUGCAGCAUGCAAAUAUCGAUUAUGUGGAGUUCUUUCAGCACGCCAUUCGUGGCGCCAAGGAGUUUCUGCUGCACGAGAGCCCCAUAAGCAGCAAGAGUGCCCGUUUUCGCAUGAAGAUCUUCUAUGUGCUGGACUAUCUCUGCCGGGCCAUUGUCUAUAGCUUCUUGCUGCGCCUUAUCUACCGAUUUGUUGUGAGCCUUUGGUAGGCUCCGCCACACACACUACUAGCUGUUUUUUUUUUUUUUUUACUUUCUUUCUCCGCUUAGCA
Molecule: messenger RNA, 1630 nt
Organism: Drosophila subobscura
Lineage: Eukaryota; Metazoa; Arthropoda; Insecta; Diptera; Drosophilidae
Product: putative fatty acyl-CoA reductase CG5065
Exons: 8
Coding region: 84-1568 (494 amino acids)
Biological process (GO): long-chain fatty-acyl-CoA metabolic process
Cellular component (GO): peroxisome
Molecular function (GO): alcohol-forming very long-chain fatty acyl-CoA reductase (NADP+) activity
Source: RefSeq, a predicted model, not a curated record